This is a messenger RNA of Camellia sinensis, 4535 nucleotides long. The record is from RefSeq and is a predicted model, not a curated record. NCBI's taxonomy places the organism in Eukaryota, Viridiplantae, Streptophyta, Magnoliopsida, Ericales, Theaceae.
CAUGUUGUCGCCACCCGUUACGACUCCUUCCCAAUUUCUUGCAAUCGUCGCCUGCUAUCUUUCUCUCUCUCUGUCUAAUGAGGAACAAUGGUUUUGACCUUGAAAAUUCUCUCUCUUCCCUUCAUAUACACGCAUUUGUUCUCUCUCUCUCUCUCUCUCUCUCUCUCUGCUUCACAAGAGAAACGAGACCCAGCUCCAGAAUCACCUCUAAGAUAAUAUCUUCGUUUACAUCCAAGUAAGUCCCCAAACGAUCCAACCCCGAUUUUAGCUAAACCUUUCUAUGUCUAUCUAUCUAUAUACAUAGAUAGAGAGCUUACCUUAAGCUCUCUUUAAAAUUGUAUAUGUAUAGUUGGGGUUUUAUGUGUUCACAACUGUUGUACUAAACAAAUAUUUCUCCCAAAACACUAGACACUACUUUCCCCCCUUUUGUGCUUUUUAUUUUUAUUUUUUUGGGUUCUAGCUCUGUAUGUCUCUGUUGCUUUUGUUGUGAAUUUUAGACUUUAGUUGAGAUCAGAAUCUGGGUUUUGUAUGAAUUUUGUUAAAAUUGAUUCUGUGCUGCUGUUCAAGUGGUUUCUGAGAAUCAGAUCAUGACCUCAAACCGGCCCCUUUUGAUCCCUUCCCCUAGAACCCCAGGCACCCAAGACUUGCCCUACACACCCAUCUUCACCGAUCUGUCCAAACCUGUUUCUGGGAUGGAUUCCAAUAACCCAAUUGAGGUGUCCCCACUUCCUGAUCCUAUCUUGGGCUUGUCGCCGUCCCAGCAUAGUGUUUCAUCAAUCCAGUCCAAGGCUUCCGCCGGAAAUUCUAUCCGGGAGGUGAGUUUUGGUGAUUUGGGAUCCAAAAAUAUGCGGCAUGGGUCAAGGGGUGCUGAUUCUGAAGCGCUUAGCGUGUCCCAGAAAGAGAUUAAUGAUGAGGAUGCAAGGCUAAUUUAUAUAAAUGAUCCCGAGAAGACGAAUGAGAGGUUUGAAUUUGCUGGGAAUUCGGUUAGGACUGCGAAAUAUUCCGCCUUAACCUUUUUGCCUCGCAAUCUCUUUGAACAGUUUCAUAGAGUUGCAUACAUAUAUUUCCUUGUGAUUGCUGUUCUCAAUCAGCUUCCACAGCUUGCAGUCUUUGGUCGAGCAGCUUCAAUCUUGCCAUUAUCCUUUGUGCUCUUAGUUACUGCAGUUAAGGAUGCAUAUGAGGACUAUAGGCGGCACCGGUCUGACCGAAUUGAGAACAAUCGAUUAGCAACAGUUUUGGUAAAUGAUCAGUUUCAAGAGAAGAAGUGGAAGGAUAUCCAGGUAGGCGAAAUCAUCAAAAUUGUUGCAAAUCAGACUAUUCCCUGUGAUAUGGUGCUGCUCUCAACCAGUGAUCCAACCAGUGUAGCCUAUGUCCAGACCAUUAAUUUAGAUGGGGAGUCAAACUUGAAGACACGGUAUGCAAAGCAAGAGACCGUUUCAAAAGUUCCCGAGAAGGAAAAGAUUAGUGGGUUGAUCAAGUGUGAGAAACCUAACAGGAAUAUCUAUGGAUUCCAUGCAAACAUGGAAAUUGAUGGGAAACGGGUUUCUCUCGGACCGUCUAAUAUUAUUCUUCGUGGCUGUGAGAUCAAGAACACUGCAUGGGCAAUUGGGGUUGCAGUGUAUGCUGGCGGGGAGACCAAAGCAAUGCUCAACAACUCUGGAGCUCCGUCUAAGAGGAGCCGAAUUGAGACCCGUAUGAACCGGGAGAUUAUUCUUCUCUCUGUCUUUCUUGUUACUUUGUGUACUGUGGUCUGCAUUUGUGCCGGUGUUUGGUUAGUGCGCCAUAAGCAUGAACUGGCUUACAUCCCCUUUUUCAGGAAAGCAGAUUUCUCUACAGGCGAAGAGACGGACUAUAACUAUUAUGGAUGGGGGAUGGAGGUUUUCUUUAUAUUUCUCAUGUCAGUUAUUGUGUUCCAGAUCAUGAUCCCGAUAUCACUGUACAUUUCUAUGGAGCUUGUCCGUGUUGGUCAAGCUUACUUCAUGAUCAGGGAUUCCCAAAUGUAUGACGAAGCGUCAGAUUCAAGAUUCCAGUGCAGGGCUUUAAAUAUAAAUGAAGAUCUGGGACAAGUAAAGUACAUUUUCUCAGACAAAACUGGUACCUUGACUGAGAACAAGAUGGAAUUUAAAUGUGCAAGCAUUUGGGGUGUAGAUUACAGUGGUGGGAAAACGAGUUCACAAGAUGAACAAGUGGGAUACACGGCUCAAGUGGGCGGGCAGGUUCUGAGGCCGAAGAUGAAGGUGAAGGUUGAUCCAGAGCUUCUAUACCUAUCCAAAAGCGGGAAGCAUACAAUAGAAGGCAAACAUGUUCAUGAUUUCUUCCUUGCAUUGGCCGCUUGCAACACAAUUGUGCCUCUUAUUGUUGAGACAUCUGAUCCUACACUGAGUUUGAUAGAUUAUCAAGGGGAAUCUCCGGAUGAACAGGCAUUGGUUUAUGCUGCUGCUGCUUAUGGUUUUACGCUUAUAGAGCGAACCUCCGGCCACAUAGUUAUAGAUGUUCAAGGAGAAAGACAAAGGUUUAAUGUUUUAGGAUUGUUUAAUUUAUACUUCAUUAGGAUGUCGGUUAUACUUGGUUUCCCUGACAAGAGCGUAAAAGUCUUUGUAAAAGGUGCUGACACGACCAUGUUUAGUGUAAUAGAUAAAUCCUUGAACUUGAACGUAAUACGUGCAACUGAAGACCAUCUUCACUCUUAUUCAUCUGUGGGUUUGAGAACCCUUGUUGUGGGAAUGCGGGAACUAAAUUCUUCAGAAUUUGAGCAAUGGCAGUCUUCUUAUGAGACAGCAAGCACUGCUUUGAUUGGAAGGGCAGCUUUACUACGUAAGGUUGCUAGCAAUGUAGAAAAGUCCCUGACUAUAUUGGGUGCCUCUGGAAUCGAAGAUAAACUGCAAAAAGGCGUGCCAGAAGCUAUAGAGUCUCUAAGAGUGGCAGGUAUUAAGGUCUGGGUUUUGACUGGGGACAAGCAAGAAACUGCCAUUUCCAUUGGCUACUCCUCUAGACUUUUGACUAGCAAGAUGACCCAGAUUGUUAUUAACAGCAACUCCAAGGAAUCAUGUAAAAAGAGUUUAGAAGAUGCAUUGAUUAUGUCUAAGAAGCUCAUGACAGUGUCUGGUGCUGUGCACAAUAAUACUGAAGGAAAUUCUGGAGCUGGCGCAAGUUCACUUGCCUUGGUCAUUGAUGGAACAAGCCUUGUUUAUAUCCUUGAGACUGAACUUGAUGACCAGCUCUUCCAAUUAGCCAGUAAAUGUUCUGUUGUGCUAUGUUGCCGUGUGGCUCCAUUGCAAAAGGCUGGAAUUGUUAACCUCGUAAAGAACAAGACAGAUGACAUGACUCUUGCCAUAGGGGAUGGUGCUAAUGAUGUUUCAAUGAUCCAAAUGGCUGAUGUGGGAGUUGGUAUCAGCGGGCAAGAGGGUCGGCAAGCUGUCAUGGCAUCAGAUUUUUCAAUGGGGCAGUUCAGAUUCUUGGUUCCCCUUUUAUUGGUUCAUGGACAUUGGAAUUACCAGCGGAUGGGCUACAUGAUAUUAUACAAUUUUUACAGGAAUGCGGUGUUUGUUCUUGUCUUAUUUUGGUAUACGCUUUUCACUGGUUUCACUUUGACAACUGCAAUUACUGAGUGGAGCAGCGUCUUGUAUUCAGUAAUUUAUACUUCAUUUCCUACAAUCUUUGUUGGAAUCCUAGACAAGGAUCUAAGUAGAAUGACUCUUCUAAGGUAUCCCCAGCUUUAUGGGGCUGGACAGAGAGGGGAAAGCUAUAAUGCAAAACUAUUUUGGAUAACAAUGGCAGACACUUUGUGGCAAAGUGUAGCUGCCUUCUUUCUCCCCCUCUUUGUGUUCUGGCACAGCACUAUUGAUGGUUCGAGCUUAGGAGAUCUUUGGACACUUGCAGUGGUGAUUCUGGUUAAUAUACACCUGGCCAUGGAUGUGAUUUGGUGGACUUGGAUUACUCAUGCAGCCGUUUGGGGAUCUAUAGUUGCAACCUUUAUUUGUGUCCUCGUUAUUGAUGCUAUACCUGGAUUACCUGGUUACUGGGCCAUCGUUCAUCUUGCUCAAACAGGAUUGUUUUGGUGGUGCUUGCUUGGCAUCCCAAUCGGAGCAUUGAUUCCUCGUUUUGUUGUAAAAAUUUUUGUUCAAUACUAUGGAGCUGAUGAUAUUCAGAUUGCAAGAGAAGCUGAGAAGUUUGGGGGGUUUAGGGAGUUUGGAGGUGGAGAAAUUGAAAUGAACCCAAUUUUCGAUCCCCCCAGGAGAUGACUAGGUGAUUUUGUUGUGUGCAUCUAAUCUUCUUCUUCUUUUUUGUAAAAACUGUAGUUGUCAUAUUCUUUUAGGCUUUUUUUUUUAAUUAUUUUAUUUUAUCUUUUUUUUUCUGUGUCAAGUACAUCAUAUUAUUUAGGCUGCAUCAUAAUAUAUCUCCCUUUCACUCUAGCCACAUUUCGAUUGUUUGCUAUCCGAAGGAUAGAAAUUGUAAUGCUUGAGUUUGUAUCCUUCCUAUUGUAAUUUUUCACAGAAUGACGCAAUGUAAAUUAGAGCGCUGUUUACGACCCAAAA